This is a messenger RNA of Xenia sp. Carnegie-2017, 1988 nucleotides long. RefSeq names its product polycomb group RING finger protein 1-like. The transcript has 10 exons. Gene Ontology annotation, biological process: regulation of transcription by RNA polymerase II. NCBI's taxonomy places the organism in Eukaryota, Metazoa, Cnidaria, Anthozoa, Malacalcyonacea, Xeniidae. The record is from RefSeq and is a predicted model, not a curated record. Gene Ontology annotation, cellular component: PRC1 complex. Bases 20 to 1171 code for a protein of 383 amino acids.
UAUUACAAAUUCAAGAUGGAUGGUGGUAGGCUCCGUGGAAUGGUUGCUCCAAUACUUCGUCAAAUAUUUCGUCAAAUCUCUUAAAGCAAAGAUGGAUAAAGUUGUUAAAAUCCGAGAGAUUAAUCCUCACAUUGUGUGCAGCCUUUGUGCCGGAUACUUCAUUGAUGCUACAACGAUAACAGAAUGCUUACAUACAUUUUGCAGACGUUGCAUCAUCAAAUACCUGCAACUCAGCAAAUACUGCCCGACGUGCAACAUGAAAGUCCACGAAACUCAACCGUUACUCAACGUCAGGCUUGAUAGGACGAUGCAAGAUAUUGUUUAUAAAGUUGUUCCAAACUUAUUUGAAGAUGAAGAAGUGAGGGAACAUGAAUUUUACGAAGAAAGAGGAAUGCCAGUGCCAAAGAAAGAUAUCGAAUCGGAAGAAUGCGAAAGCGACGAGGAAUCGCACUCAUCUUUGGUGAACGACGUCACAGAAUACAUGAACAAUUACCGUGACGAUGAGUUGAUUUCAAUUUACUUUAAGCCGUACGACGGACCUUUGGAAAAUCUCUACAAACACGUAAUAUCAAGACAGUAUUUACGUUGCUCGCAUCGUGUGCUUAUAUUGUAUCUUGAAAAACUGUUUAAAAAAAAGAUCAACCUGAUGGAAGAACAAGAGUUGCAGUUUUUCUGUGAAAAUAAAUUGGUUAAUAGUGCAAGCUCAUUGAAGCAAUUGUAUGUCGUGAAUUGGGGAUUAAAGGAUUUACGAAUGUGUCUUCAAUAUCGCGUGUAUUCAACGCCCAACGUCAUCAUUCAUAAGGAUAUUUCGACUAGUUUCUACUCUCCAUUGACGCAAGAUACCAUCGUUCAGAACGAUAUUUCAACUAUUUAUUCUCCAUUGACGCAAGAUACCAUCGUUCAGAACGAUAUUUCAACUGUUCAUUCUCCAUUGACGCAAGAUACCGUUAUUCAAAUGGAUAUUUCAUCUAGUGUCCAUUCUCCAUUAACACAAGAUUCCAUUAUUCAGAAGGAUAUUUCAACUAGUGUCCGUUCUCCAUUGGCGCACGAUACCACUAUUCAGAAGGAUAAUUCUACUAGUGUCCCUUCUCCAUUGACGCAAGAUUCCAGUAUUCAUAAGGAUACUUCAACUAGUGUCCAUUGUCCAUUGACGCAAGAUACAUGGUUGUAAUGAUUCUUCAAGGAAAUUGAUUUUCCUGUUAUGCAAGGGAUUUCCUUUGACAUUAAUGUGGUCGUUUAUCUUUCUUUACAUGAAUUUCCACCAGAAAGUUGUGAUACGGUUUUCACGUAUGUGUGGUGUACCUAAUGAAUGGUGCACGUUGCGGUUGAAGUUGACUAAUAAUUCUCGUGUAGUAGCUUCAAGUAUUUCGUUGUUACUGGCUGAAGCUUGGGUAGAGUAGAACAUGUACUUAUGGUUUGUGCAAGGCAUUGUAGGUACUGCGGAGCCUGGGGACCCAUUCCACUCUUUCUCUCUCUCAUCAUUAUUUUUUAACUGAAAGAAAUCUGUUGGUCCAGAGUUGGCUAAACUUACAAAGAUAGCAAUCUGCCUUUCAAGGAGGAAGGGAUUGAAUUCACGAUUUCCACAGUCUAAUCCUUACCCUCCGCAGUGAACGUUCCACUUUCUGUAAAAUGAUUAGAAACCGAUAAAAAGCAAUUUGGUUUUCUUAUGAUACAAACUAGACCAUGUAUUGUCGUAAUCGUUAUCGAAUCGAUACUUUAAUAUCGCCCAUCACUGCAAAUGUGUUAAAUAUUUACAGUACUGUAGUAUCCAUACAACUUACACAAAACCCAAUGAUUUUUCUAAUUUUUCUCAUAAGAAAUUGUUGCGCUUUUUGCUUGUCUGAGCACAUAAGAUAACAGCAAGCAAAGAGAGGUUAAAAAAGCAGCAAAAACUUUAACUUUUUAAAAAAGAUCUGUUCACAAGUUAUAUUUAACUAACACACAUUAAGGAGACAUACUAGUUUUAUUAAAUUCAUUGCUUUCACGAA